Protopterus annectens (West African lungfish) is the source of this 905-nucleotide messenger RNA. RefSeq lists its product as uncharacterized. Lineage: Eukaryota; Metazoa; Chordata; Ceratodontiformes; Protopteridae. Bases 216 to 905 code for a protein of 229 amino acids. The record is from RefSeq and is a predicted model, not a curated record. The transcript has 10 exons.
CAGCAGUGUUAAAAUUGUUGAAUUCAUCACUGGUGUGAUUGUUGUUUGUUUUAGGAAAGCAGUAGUACACACAAGCAUUUGUUAAGCCUCUGAUUACAUUGUCUGCAGAGGGGAAGGAGUGUGUAUUAGAUUAACUACUCUGCCAUCUACAGUUGCUUGCUUUUACUGUUCUAAUUUGCGUCUUGUUUCUACACUUUCUUGCACUAGUUUCUGCAAUGGAUUGUGAUGCAAUAAUGGAGUGCCCUUAUGAUAAGAACCAUCAAGUCCGACACAGCAGGUUUCCCUACCACCUUGUAAAAUGUAGAGAGCAUCAUAAAGAUAAAGCUAAAGAGCUGGCCACUUGCCCAUUUAAUGCCCGACACAGAGUCCCAAAAAGGGAGCUGAAGUAUCACCUCGAGUCCUGCACUGACAAGAAUGUUGAAGACUUGAUUGAUGAAUAUGAACAUUCAGUCCAAGUAACACCAUUUGUCUUUGGCACCAAUAUGGAGAACAGGAACUUUCUUCAGACUGCAGAAGACCAGAGUGAUGUAAUGAGUGCCCCUUCAUGGGAGCCUGAAUAUAUUUGUGAAAAGAAAGGGUAUGAUCAUUUAGCCAGAAAUGCACAGAUUGCAUUUGGAGGGAAUAGAAAUGGCAGAAUUCUGGUACAAAAGUCAGGAGACCAGCCGGACACAAUUAACGCUGUUGGUAUUGCUGCAUCAAGGCAGACUACAGUACCUCAUGGAAAGAAAGUAAUCAGUCAUCCAGCCAAAGUUGCACCUGUCGCCUUGGAUAAUGGAUGGACUCACAGUGUCUGCUUAGAGUACUUCCAUGCAUCAUUUGGGUCCAGAACUGCUGGACAGCCGCCAGUUUCAGCCACCCAUCUGCUGUCCGAGGACCAGCUACUUGAUGUCAUGCCCAAGUUCUGA